This is a messenger RNA of Octopus sinensis (East Asian common octopus), 2783 nucleotides long. RefSeq names its product zinc finger protein 681-like. NCBI's taxonomy places the organism in Eukaryota, Metazoa, Mollusca, Cephalopoda, Octopoda, Octopodidae. The coding region runs from base 1016 to 2197 and encodes 393 amino acids. Gene Ontology annotation, biological process: regulation of transcription by RNA polymerase II. The transcript has 2 exons. The record is from RefSeq and is a predicted model, not a curated record. Gene Ontology annotation, molecular function: chromatin insulator sequence binding. Gene Ontology annotation, cellular component: chromosome.
AUGCGUUUGAGGCUUAACAGUCGCUGAAAUUACAUAGAAUUAGCAAAAUUUAAAAGCUACUAAGUUAUUAUUAAUUUAAUUAGUAUAUAAAAUUGAAGCAAAUAUGAAAACAAUUGGAACAAAGUUUUAAAAAAAUAGAAAACUGUGUCAGCAACAGAAAAGAUCUGGAUUCCUUUUGAUUUGCAAUUUAAUUUUCUUCAUUAUUUAUUUCUUGGGGAGGGGAAAUGAGUGCGAUUUCUAUCAUCAGCCUGUAAAACCACAUUUUCUGGAGAUUUGAUUGACUAAUGGGGUUUGGUUGAAAUUUAACAUCAGAGCCACUAGAAGCAGAUGCAAGAAACAACUAAAACAUAUCGACGACGAUCGUUGAAGUUGGCUUCAUUAUCGGUGUUACAACAUACGAAGACAUUAAAUCGCUGUCUUUCAUCUGAUUAGCAUCUCAUUCCGCUCCUAACAUUCUACCAAUGCGCAUGAUUAACCGGAAGUUGACUUCGACGGUCACUCAUAAGAUCUCAGCUUUGUAUUUCUAAUUAAAUCGCAUAUAAGAUAAUUUACUAGCUUGACGCAUAAAACGGUGAGGAAGUAAUCAUAUCUAUCUCAUAUCUUAUAAUGAAUUUAUCUAUAAUAUUAUACAUUGUAUAUACGUAAUGGGAGUAAUUUCAGCAUCCCGACCAUCGUCACUGAUUUACUCAUUAUAGCUGUGAUUCAUUCGAGAAAUAACAGAUGGUAUUGGCGUAGAAGAAUUUAUUUACUUCAGAUUCGUCAUCAAUAUUUCUCAUCAUUUAAAGACUAAAGAAUGAUGUUAUUCCAAAUAGAAAUGAUUGGUGGAAUGACUGAAAUAUUUCUUGUGAACUGAGAUUAUUAUAUUAUUAACAUUCUAAUUUUUUCUUUCACUAUCUGGAAUAUAUUCAAGAGUGAGUUUCUGCCAUCAACAGAUAUCAAUAAACAUUGAAUGUGAUGGAAAUUUUAAAGUAGAAAAUAUGAAUAAAACAUAGCAAUUAGUGAGAAAAGAACAGUAAUGGAAAAUACAUCACGGGAGACCCCAAUUAAAACAGAGUCUGAAAGCAUUGAUUUUCCUGAUGAGAUGCUGAAGGUGAUGAAAAAAACAUCAUACCAGUGUGGUAUCUGUGGUAAAUCAUAUUCUGAAAGAGGAACAUUAACUAAACACAAACGUAUUCAUACGGGAGAGAAACUAUAUCAGUGUAAUAUCUGUGGUAAAGCAUUCAUUUCAAGUAAUUACUUAACUAUUCAUAUACGUACACAUACAGGAGAGAAGCCUUAUCAGUGUGAUAUCUGUGGUAAAGCAUUUGCUCACAGUUCUCAUUUAAAAGUCCAUAAAUACAUUCAUACAGGAGGUCAGCCAUGCCAUUGUGAUAUCUGUGGUAAAUCUAUGUCUUCAAAGAGUAAAUUAACAGUACACAAACGCUUUCAUACUGGAGAGAAACCAUUUCAGUGUGAUAUUUGUGGUAAAUCAUUCUCCAUUAGUAGUCACCUAACUACACACAAAUAUAUGCAUACAGGAGAGAAGCCAUAUCACUGUGAUAUCUGUGGUAAAUCAUUCUCUGUAGGAAGUAACCUAAAUACUCACAAACGACUUCAUACAGGAGAAAAACCAUUUCACUGUGAAAUCUGUGGCAAAACAUUAUCUGAUCAAGGCAACUUAACUAGUCACAAACGUAUUCAUACAGGUGAGAAACGAUACCUCUGUGAUACUUGUGGUAAAUCAUUCUCUGAUAGUAGGUCUUUGACUGCGCACAAACGCAAUCACACUGGAGAAAAGCCAUAUCACUGUGAAAUCUGUGGUAAAGCGUUCAGCACCACACGUCAAGUAACUAUUCACCAACACAUUCAUACAGGAGACAAGUCAUAUUCAUGUGAUAUUUGUGGUAAGUCAUUUCCUCGUAGUGAAUCAUUAUUUGUUCACAAACGCAUACAUACAGGUGAGAAGCCAUACCACUGUGAUAUUUGUGGUAAAUCAUUCACAGUAUCAACUACUUUGACUACACACAAACGUAGUCAUACAGGAGAGAAACCAUAUCACUGUGAUACCUGUGAUAAAUCAUUCACUACAACAAGUUACCUAACUAAGCACAAACUCAUUCACAGGCGAGAUAUGCCAUAUCACUGUGAUAUCUGUGGUAAAACAUUUUCUCAAAAACGUCACUUCACUGCUCAUACAUCUACUCAUACAGGAAAAUAACUGUGUCACUGUAAAAAAUACCUAACCAUAAAUGUAUUCACAGGAGUUAGACAGAGCUAUCUUUCUAGAGUAAAUAGUUCAUGUAACUACAUUUAAUAUCUACUUGCCUGUAUGAUUAUAAUAAAAGUAUUGUUUCAGAAAAUAGUCAUAUGUAUAUUGUAGCUACCAUAUAUGUCCCGAGAGAUGACAAGAUACAAUAAAUUUAUUGGAUAUUGUGUAAAUAACUGAGAAAUGAGUUCUUAUAAAUCACAAAUGACAUCACUGUACAGUUUAAUUAAAAAUAAAAUUAUGAACUAUAAAAGAAAAUAUUUCAUUAUACCAUAUCGGGAUGUAAGUAUGAUGUCUUACAAAGAAUCUUUGCCCUUUAUACAUUUAAUCAUGUAUAUACUCCAACAAAUUAUCAAAAAUAAUGAGCUUCAACAAAGAAUUUCUAUAGAAGGUAAUUGUUUGUGUUGGCCUUAAAGUAUCUUUGGUGUUUCUAUAUAAUCUAUCUUUCCUACAUUAAUUUGUGCGUCUGUUCUAUGUUCAGUGUCAAAUAUUAUGUACUUAUCUCAAUAAUGGAAUAGUUCAUGAUUUAAAUAAUAAA